Molecule: messenger RNA, 531 nt
Organism: Megalops cyprinoides (Indo-Pacific tarpon)
Lineage: Eukaryota; Metazoa; Chordata; Actinopteri; Elopiformes; Megalopidae
Gene: rps23
Product: ribosomal protein S23
Exons: 4
Coding region: 52-483 (143 amino acids)
Biological process (GO): translation
Cellular component (GO): ribosome; cytosolic small ribosomal subunit
Molecular function (GO): structural constituent of ribosome
Source: RefSeq, a predicted model, not a curated record
CGCGGGGACCGCUGGGAUCUUCCUUUCCUACUAGGGCUCUGAGACGGAAACAUGGGCAAGUGUCGUGGACUGCGUACAGCCAGAAAGCUCCGCAACCAUCGCCGUGAGCAGAAAUGGCAUGAUAAGCAGUACAAGAAGGCUCACUUGGGCACUGCCCUGAAGGCUAAUCCCUUUGGAGGAGCUUCCCACGCCAAAGGAAUUGUCCUUGAGAAAGUAGGUGUUGAGGCUAAGCAGCCUAACUCUGCCAUCAGAAAGUGUGUCAGAGUCCAGCUGAUCAAGAACGGCAAGAAGAUCACGGCCUUCGUCCCCAAUGACGGCUGUUUGAACUUUAUUGAGGAGAACGAUGAAGUUCUGGUGGCAGGAUUUGGUCGUAAGGGCCACGCCGUCGGUGAUAUUCCCGGUGUGCGUUUCAAGGUGGUCAAAGUGGCAAAUGUGUCCCUCCUGGCCCUCUACAAAGGCAAGAAGGAGAGACCCAGAUCAUAAACUGUACAGACCUGGACAUCAUUAAAGCAAUUUUUUCAGAUCCGUGAA